GGGGCGGGGCCAGGCUGGGGGGCGGGGCGAGCGGCGUGGAGGAGGAAGUGAUGGGGCCGCGGCGAGAAGGAAGAGGACAACUGUACCCUGUAGAUAUUGCAGGUGGCAAGCCUGAAAUUUUCCAGGUAGCAGCUGAGGCCUACUAUGCGAAGCUUUUGCAGCAAGGUUCAUCGUCUCCCGACUUAUUUUCCAUUCCGGGUGGAGAGAAGGUGAAACUUGAAGCUUCCUGUGUGCGGUUUCUUCCGGUGUACCGAGACAACACUUCAUGCAAAAUUUUGGUGCUAACCAGUCCGCAAGAUAAAGAGACAGUUUUGGCAGUUUAUCUGAACCAGUCCUGGUGGCCCAUAGAAGAGAUAGUGAAGACUGCUGAUCCAGCUAGAGAAGGGCUGAUACCGGUCCAGACAUUUGGAGAAAGGAUUGUCCUCUUUGUUCUGAACUACAUUAUUUUUGGAAUGUUAGAAAGGAGUUCAGCUAAUGAUGCCUUUUUUGUACCUCAUUCUGCCACGGAGCAUGCCAAGAUACUCUGGAGAAAUGGAGACGCCGUUGCUUUUUACACAUUCAAAAUGAAAGGAAGCCUGUGCAAUGACAACACCAGUCAAUGCUACUUUCUUCCAGUUCUGGAUACCAUAUUUGUUAGGAGAAAGAACAGAGGAUGUGGCUUGGGAAUGACAAUGCUGCAGGAUUUCUGUCAGUCUUUUGGGACUGAGGAUGCCUUGGGGAUCAGCUGCCCUAUUUCUGGUGCCAUGUACCAAGUUUGCCAGCGAUUCCUGCAGGCCCACACUGAGGAGCAGGAGAGAUUGUGGGAGGUGGAAGCACCUGGGGACUGGAGCCAACGUGUUAAUAUCUGGUUAAAGAUUCGUUUGGGACCAGGCCUUCCAGAGAGUCAUCACCAUUCUUCAGAGGACAAAGGUGGCUGCCCCAUAGCACAAACUUGUGAUGAUGAACCCAGGCAGUCAGAUGCAGGCCAGAUGAAUCAGGGAGAUGAACGAGUUUCUGAUGGUGGGAAAGAGUCACAAGAUGCCAAGGAAAAUGCAGAUGAUACAGCUACAGAAGCAAGGCCAUUAGACCUGCAAGCUAUUAGGGAAGAGGACUUCAGUCCAGGUGUACCUGAUGCUCAGCAAUGCAAAGAAUCCAGGAAAAGAGUAAGCACAGGGGAUUCGGUUGUAGACAAGGCUGCUAAGCAGCUCAGAGUUAUACCUUAAUUGACUUGCUCAGGAAGGAGCAAGAUUCAUAAUGCAGUCAUUAAAAUGAAUACAAUAGACUAAAAUAUUCAUAAUCUCUAACCCCAGAGAGAUUUCUUCAGGUUAGUUACAAGUGUUUUGCAAGGCUGAUACUCUAUAGCUUGUGCGCUGUUUUAAAUAAACCUAUUGUUUUUCUAA
Alligator mississippiensis (American alligator) is the source of this 1379-nucleotide messenger RNA. It is a transcript of the gene FAM169B, whose product is annotated as Protein FAM169B. NCBI's taxonomy places the organism in Eukaryota, Metazoa, Chordata, Crocodylia, Alligatoridae. The coding region runs from base 51 to 1202 and encodes 383 amino acids. The transcript is spliced from 9 exons. The record is from RefSeq and is a predicted model, not a curated record.